Messenger RNA from Mesorhabditis belari, 1515 nucleotides. NCBI's taxonomy places the organism in Eukaryota, Metazoa, Nematoda, Chromadorea, Rhabditida, Rhabditidae. The record is from the annotation of a GenBank genome assembly.
AUGGAUGAUCCACCUCGUCAUUCGAAAUGCCAGAAGCUGAUUGCUGUGUUGAUUCUCUUCUUCAUCAAUCUACUCAACUAUGCUGAUCGAUAUACAAUUGCAGGUGUUCUCACCGACAUUCAACGCUUUUAUAAAAUCGACAAUGGUGAUGGAGGAUUGCUUCAAACGGUUUUUAUCGUCUCUUUCAUGUUGUUCAGUCCAAUAUUUGGAUACUUAGGAGAUAGAUACACACGUAAAUGGAUUAUGGUCGUCGGAAUAUUAGUAUGGGUUCUUGCUGUGUUCGCAUCAACAUUUGUGGCUAAAGAGUACUUUUGGCUGUUUCUCCUUCUGCGAGGUGUUGUCGGAAUCGGUGAAGCCUCGUAUGCGGUCGUUUCUCCUACAAUUAUUGGUGAUAUGUACGUUGGAAAAGCUCGUUCGUGGAUGUUGAUGUUGUUCUAUAUGGCGAUCCCAUUUGGAAGUGGAAUUGGUUACAUGGUUGGAUCACAAUUGGCAAGACAACUGGGAGGAUGGCAAUGGGGAAUGAGAUUAACACCGUUAUUUGGCGUGGCUUCUGUUAUUCUGAUUGUAUUAUUUGUAUUUGAACCAGAACGAGGACUUAAUGAAUCAUCGAAUUCUACACGCAAAGAAGACAUGAAGAAUGCAUCUUUGAAGGUAAAAAUCAAGACGUACUUUUGUGAUCUAUGGGCCCUCAUGAAAAAUUACACCUACAUUUUCUCGACAAUUGCCUACACAUGCAUUGUUUUUGUGACUGGCACACUUUCAUGGUGGGUUCCUACAGCAAUUCAACAUGCCAAAGCUCACGAAAUGAAGCUCAAUUCUACAAGUCUUCUGGAUGAAAAGGAUAAAGGGAAUAUUGCUAUCUACUUUGGAAUCGUCACAAUUGCUGGUGGAAUCGUUGGAGUAAUUAUGGGUUCCGCUUUGUCAACGUUGCUGCGUAGUGGAAAGUUGUGCUUCAAAUGUUGUCAAACAAAACGAUCCGAUCCAAUUAUUUGUGCUCUUGGAGCGCUGAUCGCAACUCCAUUUCUUUUUGGUGGAUUACAUCUAAUCAAAGUGUCAGUCGAGGCUAGCUACGCCUUCAUGUUCGUUGCUAUUACCGGACUUUGCUUCAAUUGGGCCAUCAAUGUCGAUCUGCAAAUGACGAUUAUUGUUCCAUGGAGACGUAAUUCAGCAAAUGCAUGGCAAAUUCUGAUUUCACAUUUGUUCGGUGAUGCAUCUGGACCAUAUCUCGUUGGAUUGCUUUCUGAUCGAAUGAGAUUGAGCGACUCUCCAGGAGAUUCAUUUGAUGCUUUGUUAUACGCUUUUUAUAUUCCUUCUGCACUUUGUGGAGUUUCGGCAUUGUUCUUUAUAAUUGCUGCGACUACAGUAUUAAGAGAUCAAGCAAUAUUCCGCGUUGAAAUUGGUAUUCAUGAUGGAAUUUCACCGAAAAAAGAUGUCGAAACAAAAGGAAAUGCAAAUAAUAAUUACGAAUUGGAAGAGGCCGCUUAUGAAAAUAAGGGCUUCAAAGCAAGUGAAAUU